This is a messenger RNA of Myotis davidii, 1909 nucleotides long. RefSeq names its product UDP-Gal:betaGlcNAc beta 1,4- galactosyltransferase, polypeptide 3 (gene B4GALT3). Gene Ontology annotation, biological process: galactosylceramide biosynthetic process; carbohydrate metabolic process. Gene Ontology annotation, molecular function: glycosyltransferase activity. Lineage: Eukaryota; Metazoa; Chordata; Mammalia; Chiroptera; Vespertilionidae. The record is from RefSeq and is a predicted model, not a curated record. The coding region runs from base 559 to 1428 and encodes 289 amino acids. The transcript is spliced from 6 exons.
CGCCUGCAGGAGUUCAGGGUGGGAGGGUGCCCCAAAGGCGCUGGGCUGUAACGCUCUGGAAAGCACAGGCGGCAACCACUCCCUCCAGGGAAGCCAGUCUCAGUGCCCCCGGCGCGGCCCUGCGCUUCCCCUCUCGCCCGCCGGAGCUGGAGCCGGGAAAGGCGACAGGGACGCCUACCCCCUCCCCCCGCGCCUGGGGCGUGUGCUUGCCGCUCCCAGGUGGUCACGCUCCCUGCACCUGCGGACCUAGUUCCCAGGCCCGUGAAGAGUGGAAAGCAGCCCGUUUCCUGCUCCGCCCUGUUCUCCUGAGACCACUGCACAGUCCAGUCCUGUCCCGGCUGCUUCACCCCCUGGGGACACAGUCUCCAGUAGCGGCCCCGUCCCCACUCCCCGAACUGCCGGUCCCAGGAGCUCCGUUGGCCUGCUGUCCUCGGCGACAUUUCCAGUUUUAGAUAAUGCAUCACAUCUCUGCGCCCCCGGGGCCCCCAGGGCCCCCAUGAUCUGGAAGAAGACAGCUUGAACCAAGAGCUCUCCUCUCCUCCCAGACCUCAGCCCAGGAUGUUGCGGCGGCUGCUGGAGCGGCCCUGCACGCUGGCCCUGCUCGUGGGCUCCCAGCUGGCCGUCAUGAUGUACCUGUCACUGGGGGGCUUCCGGAGCCUCAGCGCCCUAUUUGGCCGAGAGCAGGGGCCCACAUUUGACUAUGCUCAUCCCCACGAUGUCUACAGUAACCUCAGCCACCUGUCAGGGGCCCCUGCUGUUGCCCCGGGCGGCCCUCUGGCUCCUCAAGGUCUGCCAUACUGUCCAGAACGGUCUCCUUUCUUAGUGGGUCCUGUGUCCGUGUCCUUUAGCCCAGUGCCAUCGCUGGCAGAGAUUGUGGAGAGGAACCCCCGGGUGGAAGUGGGGGGCCGGUACCGCCCUGCAGGGUGUGAGCCCCGCUCCCGGACAGCCGUCAUCGUGCCACACCGGGGCCGGGAGCACCACCUGCGCCUGCUGCUCUACCACCUGCACCCCUUCCUGCAGCGCCAGCAGCUGGCAUACGGCAUCUACGUCAUCCACCAGGCUGGAAAUGGAACUUUUAACAGGGCAAAGCUGCUGAAUGUGGGGGUCCGGGAGGCCCUGCGUGACGAAGAGUGGGACUGCCUGUUCUUGCACGACGUGGACCUCCUGCCAGAGAAUGACCACAACCUGUAUGUGUGUGACCCCCGGGGGCCCCGGCAUGUGGCUGUCGCCAUGAACAAGUUUGGAUACAGCCUCCCAUACCCCCAAUACUUUGGAGGGGUCUCAGCGCUCACUCCCGACCAGUACCUGAAGAUGAACGGCUUCCCCAAUGAAUACUGGGGCUGGGGUGGUGAGGAUGAUGACAUUGCUACCAGGUCAGACAUCCUGACGCAUCUCCCUCCCUUUCCCCGGCCUGAAUCCCCAUCCUGAGGCCACCCCUGGCCACAGCCCUUUAGUACUAACCUUCGCAUGCAGGGCCUGCACUGUGCUGUGCCUCUCCUGUCUCCUCUCCCUGACCCCACCAUGACCCUCAGUCUCCUAGAUCUGUAGGCUACAGUAUCCUGGGACCCCAGAGCAGAAAGGGGCCUACAGCCCGCUCGGUACUCCUGCCAGCGUUGCAUCCAGACCACUUCCUAUGUGGCCAGGGAGGAGGCACUCAUAGAACCAAGAAUCACUUUUUUUUCCCUAAAGCCUCUGCCAUUGGCAUGAGGCCAACUCAUGUUUCAUAUGUGGAACAUUUGACCCUCAGGCUCAGCUGACCCAAUUUCCUAUCUGUGGUUUGAAUAUUUGGGCUUGAUAUACUGGAUCCAUUGCCUCCUCUCCCUUGAGUCCUGAGUGGCGUCUCUGAAUUCUUUUUAAGUGUAAAGCACCCAGCAGUUUCUCAAUGUGCUCUUCCCAGGCCACCUUCCCU